UCUCUGGUAAAAGUCAGCGUGACUCAGGAUGCUGCUACACACCUCGAUCAUUCUCUCAGUGCUGCUGCUCAUCAUCAGGUGACGUGAAGAUGGUUGGUGGGUUUAUGCAGUUGCUUCGUAAGAAGAAGGAGUUGAUUCCUCUGAUCGGGAUCAUGGGGUUCGCCGCGGCCGGAGCGACGUCAGCGUGCAUCUACUUCCUGUUUACUAAAACGGACGUGAUUCUGAACAAGAGCGAGAACCCUGAACCCUGGGAGAGACUCGACCCGUCCAAACCUCAAAAAUUGAUGACGAUUAAUCAGCAGUGGAAGCCGGUGGAGGAGCUGGAGAUAGUGAAGAAGCUGAUGAAGUGACUCCACACCUUCAUCCAUCUAUCACUUGUACUUUGGUCUGUCAUUGUGUUCCUUCGUGUUUCUCUGGGUUCCUCAGGGUUCCUCAGGGUUCCUCAGGGUUCCUCAGAGUUCCUCAGGGUUCCUCAGAGUUCCUCAGGGUUCCUCAGAGUUCCUCAGGGUUCCUCUGGGUUCCUCUGAGUUCCUCUGGGUUCCUCUGAGUUCCUCAGGGUUCCUCUGGGUUCCUCUGGGUUCCUCUGGGUUCCUCUGAGUUCCUUAUCUGCAGUACCACUGGAUGUGUAAUUAUGUGCAUUUAUAUAUUUAUAUUUUUGUUUGUAUAUCAGUGGAUGAAUAAACAGAUGACGUGA
Molecule: messenger RNA, 694 nt
Organism: Trichomycterus rosablanca
Lineage: Eukaryota; Metazoa; Chordata; Actinopteri; Siluriformes; Trichomycteridae
Gene: coxfa4l3
Product: chromosome 11 C15orf48 homolog
Exons: 5
Coding region: 90-350 (86 amino acids)
Source: RefSeq, a predicted model, not a curated record